Austrofundulus limnaeus is the source of this 5004-nucleotide messenger RNA. It is a transcript of the gene neurl4, whose product is annotated as neuralized E3 ubiquitin protein ligase 4. The record is from RefSeq and is a predicted model, not a curated record. Gene Ontology annotation, molecular function: ubiquitin protein ligase activity. Lineage: Eukaryota; Metazoa; Chordata; Actinopteri; Cyprinodontiformes; Rivulidae.
CGAAGAUGGCGGCGGAGCUGCAUCCGCGGAGCGGAAAGCUGAUCGGCCUGUCCAACUCGAACCGAACUGCUCGGCGCAACCAGCCCGUCCAGGAGUUCAACCACGGCCUGGUGCUCAGCAAGGAGCCGCUGAGGGACCGGGAUGUCUUCACCGUCCGCAUUGACAAGAAGGUGAACUCGUGGAGCGGCUCUAUAGAAAUCGGCGUGACGGCUCUGGACCCCGCCUCCCUGGACUUCCCCAGCAGYGCCACGGGCCUGAAGGGCGGCUCCUGGAUCGUGUCGGGCUGCUCGGUGCUCCGCGACGGGCGCUCCGUCCUGGAGGAGUACGGCCGCGACCUGGACCAACUGGCCGAGGGCGACCGUGUGGGCAUCCAGCGCAGCUCCUGCGGCGAGCUCCACCUGUGGGUGAACGGGCAGGACUGUGGCGCCGCCGCCAGCGGCUUGCCGUCCAAACUCUGGGCCGUGGUGGACCUGUACGGGAAAUGCACCCAAGUGACCGUAGUGAGCUGCGAGCCGCCACCGCCCUCUACCGAGAAGGAAAAGGAGACGAUGGAGCGGGACCAGGAGGAGGAGGAGGAGGAGGAGGAGGAAGAUGAGGAGGUGGUGGUACACGGGGGAAGGGAGGAUGGAGGGAUCGCAGCACUGAUGAAUGUGGCAGCAAUGAAUGGAGUGGUGAACGGAGAUGAAGUGCCUGAGCUCAGCUGCAGUAAUAGCAGACCAGAAAAGUUUCCCAACAACCUGGAGGCCGACGCUGUUCUGACAGAGCACCAGCUCUUUGAUGUAUUCAACAAUGCAAUAGUAUCUUUUUAUCGCUCUGAGGAUGAGGGUGGAGGGGAGGACRGUGGAGGAGGCGGAGACGUAGGAGGAGGAGGAGGAGGGAACGUUGAAAGCGACUCUUCCUCCAGAAACGACAGAGGAAGCAGAGGUGGAGUCGCCGCGGCGAACGCCGACGGUGGAACAACGGCGGUAGGGGGUGGAAAUUCAGACCACAGCCCUGCUGGCAACGGAGGAGGGGUGGGGUCAACAGCGGUGACGGGUGGGAUGACCACAAAUGAUGCGCUGCUGUUCCACGAGAAGUGUGGCACGCUGAUCAAGCUGAGCAACAACAACAAGACGGCAGAGCGGAGGAGACCUCUGGACGAGUUCAACAACGGCGUGGUGAUGACCAACCGGCCGCUGCGCCACAACGAGAUGUUUGAGAUCCGCAUCGAUAAGCUGGUGGACAAGUGGUCAGGCUCUAUUGAGAUUGGUGUAACCACACACAACCCCAACAACCUGGACUAUCCUGCAACUAUGACCAAUCUGCGCUCAGGAACAAUCAUGAUGAGUGGCUGYGGGAUAUUAACCAACGGGAAAGGCACCCGCAGAGAAUACUGUGAAUUCAGCCUCGAUGAACUACAGGAGGGGGAUCACAUAGGGUUGAUGCACAAAGCCAGCGGUGCGCUCCAUUUUUACAUAAAUGGCAUUGAUCAAGGUGUUGCAGCAGCCCAGACCCCCAGCGUGGUCUACGGUGUGGUGGACCUGUACGGCAUGGCCGUUAAAGUCACCAUAGUCCACAACCACAACCACAGCGACCGCCUCAGGCGCAACAACGCCAUCAUGAGGGCUCUUUCGCCCGACGUUGGGCGACCCCGGCCGGCCCUUUCCCUCACYCCUGACACAGAGGCGCCCGAUCGCCUGCUGUUUCACCCCAACUGUGGCCAGAAGGCCGCCAUCAUCUGCGACGGCAGGACCGCGCUGCGACCACAUGCGACUGAUGAUUUUAACCACGGCGUGGUCCUGAGCAACCGGCCGCUGCGCUCCAACGAGGUGUUCCAGGUCCGCAUUGACAAGAUGGUGGACAAGUGGGCGGGCUCUAUUGAAAUUGGAGUCACGACGCACAACCCCGCCUACCUGCAGCUGCCGUCCACAAUGACAAACCUGCGCUCAGGGACGUGGAUGAUGACGGGGAACGGUGUGAUGCACAACGGAACAACUAUCCUGGAUGAGUAUGGACACAACCUCGACCGACUUAAAGCCGGGGACACUGUGGGAGUCGUGAGGAAAGAAGACGGUAGCUUGCACUUCUUUGUGAACGGCGUGGCCCAGGGCCCGGCAGCCUGGAACGUGCCCCCCAGCGUCUACGCUGUGGUGGACCUGUACGGCCAGGCGGCCCAGGCCACCAUCAUGGACGACAUGGUGGACCUCCCGCCUCUUCCGGAGGACAGCUCAGAAGGCCCUACGGCCAUGUCUCCUGGGAGCCCCUGCUCAGCGGCUGGGGCCACCACAACCAGCGACCUGUAUUUCCACCAGCUGCAUGGCACCAACGCCGUCAUCACCAACGGGGGGCGCACCGCCCUGCGUCAGAACUGCCGCAGCGAGUUCAACGACGCUAUCGUCAUUUCCAACAGAACUCCUCGACUUCCUGUGCGAUCAGGCGUGACGGCCAUCAGACCAGAGGAGCUGGAGUUUCCAAACACUAUGACGGACAUCGACUACGACACGUGGAUGCUCAGUGGAACAGCCAUCAUGCAGGAUGGAAACACGAUGCGCAACAAUUACGGCUGCGACCUGGACUCUCUGACCACGGGCUCUCGGAUCGGCAUGAUGCGCUCAGCCAGCGGCAACCUCCACUAUUACAUCAACGGCGUGGACCAAGGCGUGGCCUGCUCCGGCCUGCCGCCAGAGGUGUUUGCUGUCAUCGAUCUGUACGGUCAGUGUGUUCAGGUGUCCAUCACCAGCUCCUCGGGCCCGCUGGACAACAGUCUGUGUACCAGCAACGUCACCGAGAAGAGCUUCCCCAUUCACUCCCCAGCAGCAGGCGUCGCUCAUCACUUCCACAGUAAACACGGUAAGAACGUGGUGCUGCUGGGAGAGGGCUGCCAGGCCAUCAGAAUCGGAGGUUACGCUCACGGCAUCGCCUUCAGUGCCAAGGAGCUCCGAGCUGACGAGCUGUUUGAGGUGAGGAUCGAUGAAGUGGACGAGCAGUGGUGCGGUUCGCUGCACAUCGGUCUGACCACCCUGGCUCCUCCAGAGCUGCCGUCCCGCCCGCUGUCCGGUCUUUCCCCAUCCCUCCCGCAGCUUCGCACCAAGGUCACCUGGCUCCUCUGCAGCUCGGAGGUUCGGCGCAACGGAGCGCUGCAGCGCCAGAACUACGGCUAUUCACUGGAGCGGCUGACGGUUGGGAACCGUGUCGGCGUGAAGAGGUGCAACGACGACACCAUGCACGUCUUCAUCGAUGGGGAGGACAUGGGACCUGCUGCGACUGCGAUCCCCAAGAACGUUUACGCCAUUCUGGACCUGUACGGGAGGAUAACGGCCGUCUCCAUCGUCAGCUCGUCUCUGACGGAGGACUCUGAGAGCGUCAAGGCGCCGUCGCUCACCUCAGACAGCUGCAGCGAGGGGGAGGAGGACGGCAGCCCUGUCAGAGAGGCUGAGAGCGAGCAGUGUUCCCUCGUGCCCACGGUCAUGGCGUUCCUGGAAAACCACGGCAAAAACAUCCAGCUGUCCAACCAGAACCUGACCGCGGCCCGAGUGUCGAGCUACAACCAGGGCCUGCUGGUCACCGCCCAGCCGCUGGCCCGUCAGCAGCUCUUCCAGUUUCAGAUCGAUCGUUUGAACCCGUCAUGGACGUCGUCCCUGUCRUUAGGGGUGAUAGGCCACUCCCCUGACCGGCUCAACUUCCCCUCCACGGCGUGCUGUUUGAAACGCUCCGCCUGGCUGCUGCAGCGAGACUCUGUCUUCCACAACUCACUGAAGAUAUGUGAGAACUACGGUCCUAACCUGGACACUUGUCCAGAGGGSACAGUGUUGGGUCUGCUGGUGGACACCAACAGUUGUCUCCACCUCUAUGUUAACGGCAUGGACCAGGGUGUGGCAGCGCAGGACAUCCCUUCACCCUGUUAUCCCUUCAUAGACCUGUAUGGCCAGUGUGAGCAGGAUUAAGUCCCACUGUGAGGUUUCUAACGCACUAAAGAAGUGGCACACAGCGUAUCACGGCACCAGCGUGGGAACUCUGCGGCGCACUCUGGACCACGGCCAGCUACUUCCUGGGACUUCUUCCAUCUUCUCCACGUCUCCGGUGAAGGCGGAGGCUCCCAGCGGCUACAGUGAGCCCGAGGAGAACAGCGCCCCCGGCAGGGAGGUUCCCAGAGCGCGCCUGUCCCCCACCAUGCGCUACUCGGGUUUGGAGAUCUUUGCUCCCAAAGUGCAAUUUAGGGACCCCCGUUCUCAUCGAUGUCACCAGGCUCAGGUGGGCUUCCAGGUGUGCGUGCGGCCGGGCUCCUACAAGGUCGGACCUCAGACCCUCGGCCACAGCGAGGCCGUGGACCCUCGCUUUAGCAACUCUGAGAUCGAGUGGAUCACCAAGGAGCAGGGCGGCACGCUCCUGUACGGACUGCUGAUCCGGGUCGAGUGAGCCGAGCGGCGUACGGCGGAGUCGAGGACUUUUCAUAAACAGACWAACUCAGCCUCGGCCUUGAACAAAGAGACUCCUCUGAAACGCGAAUUGUCGACGCAGCUCAGCGUUUCUAUUUUAGCUGUUCCCUCUCAGACCAGUUUGACAGCCGGAGGUGGUUUUUUUGUUUUGGUCAUCUCAAAGAACAGACACUGCCUGCACUUUAUGUUUCGGACACCUGUGGGCGAUUUUUAAACUUCUUAUCGAAACGACACGUUUGAUCGUUUGCUCUUCCUUCCACGUUGAAGUGAUCCCACCCCCCACCCCCCUGAACCGCACAUCAACAUUUUUUUCGUCCACGCUUAAGACUUUUUUCUUUUUAAUUUUGGCACUUAACUUCAGCCUCCACUCUGAUGAGUGUUUAUUUUGGGAGAAGCUAUUUCUUGUCUGCUGGUUACGCUGAUGCAUAAAACGUAUGUUUAAAAACACACCAGGACCGUAGUUUUAAUUUUAAUGUUAAACAGAGACUUGAAUCUGAUAAUGAACCCAGAAUAUUGUGAUUGUGACCUCCUAUUUGAGACAAUUUUUUAAAACUGGAAGGAGAUAAAAACAAAAUGUUUACGCACCUAA